AUGCGCUCAGUUUUCUCUCUUGCGCUGCUUGCGGCCAAUGUGGUCUCUGCUGCUGUAAUCUCCCCUUUUGACUACUCUGGAUACAAGGUCAUCCGUGUCCCUACCCAGAAGAACAAUGUCAAGGAGGUUCAGAGGAUCAUUACAGACCUGGACCUUGACACCUGGAAAUACCCCAAGGCUGAAGGCCAAAAUGCGGAUAUUGUGAUCCCCCCAAGCCAGAUCUCGUCCUUCAUGGAACGUAUUUCUAGAAUGGACAGCGAAAUUAUGCACGAGGAUCUCGGGUUGUCUAUUAGCAACGAAACCACUUUCGAGGCAUACAGUGCUGGCUAUGCUCCUGACAUCAACUGGUUCAAGUCGUACCAUAGCUACCAGGACCAUAUUUCCUACCUACAGGACCUACAGGGUCUCUUCCGCACUCGCUCCGAGUUCAUUGAUGCAGGCAAGAGCCACGAGGGCCGCACCAUCCCAGCCCUUCACCUCUGGGGCAGCGGUGGAAAGAACUCGAAGCCCGCUAUCAUUUUCCAUGGAACCAUUCAUGCUCGCGAAUGGAUCACUACCAUGGUCACCGAGUAUAUGGCUUGGUCUUUCCUCUCCCAAUAUAACAAGAAUGCCGACAUUACCUCCAUUGUCGAUAAUUUCGAUAUCUGGAUCUUCCCAAUUGUUAACCCAGAUGGCUUUUCCUAUACUCAAACCAACAACCGCUUGUGGCGCAAGAACCGUCAGCCAAACCCCAAUGCUAGAUGCCCUGGACGUGAUCUCAACCGCAACUACCCAUACCAGUGGGUCGGACCUGGAUCUUCUUCCAACCCUUGCUCUGAUACAUACAGAGGUGCCCAACCCGGUGAUGGAACCGAGAUCAAGGUCCACAUCGCCAACAUGAAGAAAAUCGCUUCGUACAAGGGUAUUGCUAUGUUUGUUGACUGGCACUCAUAUGGCCAGCUCUUCAUGUCGCCAUAUGGCUACUCCUGCACUGCUCGCCCGCCAACUGAUGCCCGACAUCAGGAACUCUCUAAAAUCUUUGCUCAGGCAUUGAAGGCUGUACACGGAACACCAUACAAGACCGGGCCCAUCUGCAACACCAUCUACCAAGUUAACGGUGACAGUGUUGACUAUGCUCUCGAAGUUCUCAAGGUGAAGUAUUCGUUGACCGCUGAACUCCGUGACACUGGUGCCCGCGGAUUCGUGCUCCCAGCCGACCAGAUCAUCCCAAGUGGUGAGGAGACUCUUGCUGGUACAGUUGCCAUGCUCAAGGCUGCGCUGCGGGGAUAG
This is a messenger RNA of Nannizzia gypsea CBS 118893, 1269 nucleotides long. RefSeq names its product carboxypeptidase A1. Gene Ontology annotation, molecular function: zinc ion binding; metallocarboxypeptidase activity. The coding region runs from base 1 to 1269 and encodes 422 amino acids. The transcript has 6 exons. Gene Ontology annotation, biological process: proteolysis. The record is from RefSeq and is a predicted model, not a curated record. Lineage: Eukaryota; Fungi; Ascomycota; Eurotiomycetes; Onygenales; Arthrodermataceae.